Molecule: messenger RNA, 1609 nt
Organism: Thermothielavioides terrestris NRRL 8126
Lineage: Eukaryota; Fungi; Ascomycota; Sordariomycetes; Sordariales; Chaetomiaceae
Exons: 1
Coding region: 373-1470 (365 amino acids)
Cellular component (GO): cytosol
Molecular function (GO): holo-[acyl-carrier-protein] synthase activity; magnesium ion binding
Source: RefSeq, a predicted model, not a curated record
GCACACUCCUCGAAUGAGCCGAUCCGCCUCAACAUCAUUCGACCUCAUCGCGUUCUCCUGCUGGCCGACUGGGAGGCGGUUGUACGGAAACACGCACAGACAGGCGAAAUGUCUGGGCCGGAGCAGCCAAUCCUGGCGCAAUGGGUUUUCGACACGCGCCCGUGGUUUCCUGACGCGAGGGUUACCAAAGAUCUUGAAACUCAUGUGAGUCUCAUCCCCUCUCAUCGUUCUGCCGCUCUGGUGCCAAACCCCCUCCCCCUCCUCGCCCGAGCAUUAACGUACCACACACACCAGGCUGCCCGCGCCCUGUCCCUCCUGAAUCCGGAAGCCCGCCUUGGCGUGUUCCGCUACCUGCGCCUGGCGGACGCCAAGAUGGCUCUCGCCUCGGCCCUGCUCAAGCAGUACGCCGUCGCCAAGCUCGCCCGGGACCCCCCGGUCGCCUGGUCGCAGUUCCUGGUCACCCCGUCCGGCUUCACCCGCAACGCCCGCACCAAGCCGGUCUACAUCGACCCGGCCACCGGCAGGCAGCCCGUGUCCUUCAACGUCAGCCACCAGGCGGGGAUUGUGGCCAUCAUCGCCGUGGUUAACCCCCACCGCCCACGGCCGCAAGACCCCCCCACCACCACGGCCACCAACGACAACAACAACACGGCCACAGCCGGCAACCGUGCCGACGCCCAGGCCCAGGACCAGGAAAUCCAGGUCGGCGUCGACGUGGUCUGCACCAGCGAGCGCCGCGCGCGCGACCACGCCAUCCUGGCCGCCGGCGACGACGGCUGGGCCGACUUCCUCGACAUCCACAAGGACGUGUUCGCCCCGGGCGAGGUGCGCUACCUGCACUCGCGCGUGCUGGCCGCCGUGCCGGGGCUGGUGGCGCAGGCCGCGCGCGCCCACGCCCACCUCGACACCGCAGCCGCAGCCGAAGCCGGAGCCGCAGCCGGAGCCGGAGCCGGAGCCGGACCGCCCCUCCGAGGAGUCCUCGCCGGCGGCCCGCCCACCCCCGAGCAGACCAUGGACGCCAAGCUGCGCGCCUUCUACGCGCUGUGGGCGCUGCGCGAGGCCUACGUCAAGCUGACGGGCGACGCGCUCAUGGCCCCCUGGCUGCACGAGCUCGAGUUUGUCGACUUUCGCCCGCCGUGGCCGGCCGCGGCGCCGUUGGGGGCGGCUGCUGCUGCUGCUGCUGCCGCGCGGGAGGGGCAGGGGCAGGGACAGGAGUCGGGUGGUCCGGGCGGGGAGGAGGAGGAAGAGCCGGAGGUGGAGCCAGAGGUGGUCAGGAGUACCGAGAUCCGGUUCCGCGGGAGGAAGGUGGAGGAUGUGAACAUGUGUCUCAGGUCUAUGGGGCCGGACUACAUGGUCGCCACGGCGGUGAGGACGCCGGGGAGGCCGGAAGAGGCGCUGGGCUGGCGGAUCGGGCCGUACGAGGUGCUGUCGCUGGAGGAGGUGCUGAGUUUUGCCGAGUCGAGCAGGUGACGGUGACGGCUGCGCGAGAUCUUGGAUGAGCAGACAAUGCAAGGUACGCGAGGGCGAAGGCUCUCGACAGUUGAUCUGUCCCAUUUUGUACGUACAAGAAUACUGUUACUUGUCUGCUUCGAACUACAACAUCCAGUCU